CAAACCGCAAUCAUGUUUGCCUCCCUCUGGAUCUCCGUGCUUCUCGCGGUGCUCUGCCACCCCCUUCUCGCAUCCGCCGGCACGUACAGCCAGGUGACCAACUUUGGCGCCAACAGCUCUGGCGCAAAGAUGUACCUGUAUGUGCCCACCAGCCUGAAGAGCAACCCGGCCAUCCUCGUCGCGGUCCACCACUGCCAGGGCACCGCCCAGUCCUACUACGGGAGCACGCCCUACGCCAAGCUGGCCGACCAGUACGGUUUCCUCGUCAUUUACCCCGAGUCUCCGUACAGCGGCACUUGCUGGGACGUCUCCUCGACAGCCACGCUCACGCACGAGGGCGGCGCCAACAGCAACUCGAUCGCCAACAUGGUCCGCUACACGCUCACCACGUACAAGGCCGACGCCUCGCGCGUCUUCGUCCAGGGCGGCUCCAGCGGCGCCAUGAUGGCCAACGUCCUGGCCGCCACGUACCCCGACAUGUUUGCCGCCGUCAUCGUCUACAGCGGCGUGCCUGCAGGCUGCUUCUACACGGGCACCGUCAACGGCUGGAACAGCGACUGCGCGCAGGGCAAGGUCAGCAAGUCGGCGCAGGACUGGGCCACGCAGGUGCGCAACAUGUACAAGGGCUACACGGGCAAGUACCCGCGCAUACAAAUCUACCACGGCGCCACCGACACCACCCUCCGGCCCAACAACUACAACGAGACCAUCAAGGAGUGGUCCGGCAUCUUCGGCUACUCCAGCCCCAUGCAGGUCUUGCCCAGCACCCCGCGCAGCGGCUUCACCAAGUAUGUGUACGGGCCGAAUCUCCAGGGCAUCUGGGCCUCCAACUACGGCCACAACGUGCCCAUCUUUGGCGAUGACGACAUGAAGUGGUACGGCAUCGUGGGCGGGAGCACUACCACGACGGCAGGUCCAAGCAGCACCACCACCACCACCGCGGGCACGACGGCGACCUCGCCUCCGGGCUCUGGACAGGUCCAAUGGGGCCAAUGCGGCGGCAUCGGCUGGACUGGGCCGACGACUUGUGUCUCGCCGUACAAGUGCACGUACUCGAACGACUGGUACUCUCAGUGUAUCUAGGCUUAGCUAAGGUAGGAGGAGUGGGAGAGCUAUAUAAAAGACCCCGGUCGAGAGUCCUAGUCCGCGUGCGCGGGACGGGCAGAGUUACUACCGUCCCAAGACGCUUGUGGCGCGAGAUUAUGCGGGCCAGAUCUUAGCGUGGCAGAUGAGCUGCAUCUGUGGGGAGUGCGCAUCGGUACAGCUGCUUCCGGUGGAUAAGAUACAUGAUCCCAACACUAGCGGAUUCGAGUUGAUAAGGUGCUCUCCAUACUAAGGUGUGCGUCUACGGAGUUCGCUAUCCUCAUGGCCACUGAUAUCUAUCUGAGCCGCCUUGUGCCAUUA
Molecule: messenger RNA, 1404 nt
Organism: Microdochium trichocladiopsis
Lineage: Eukaryota; Fungi; Ascomycota; Sordariomycetes; Xylariales; Microdochiaceae
Product: PHB depolymerase family esterase
Exons: 6
Coding region: 13-1083 (356 amino acids)
Biological process (GO): carbohydrate metabolic process
Cellular component (GO): extracellular region
Molecular function (GO): cellulose binding; hydrolase activity
Source: RefSeq, a predicted model, not a curated record